Messenger RNA from Laccaria bicolor S238N-H82, 3960 nucleotides. RefSeq lists its product as uncharacterized. Lineage: Eukaryota; Fungi; Basidiomycota; Agaricomycetes; Agaricales; Hydnangiaceae. The transcript has 23 exons. The coding region runs from base 1 to 3960 and encodes 1319 amino acids. Gene Ontology annotation, molecular function: ABC-type transporter activity; ATP hydrolysis activity; ATP binding. Gene Ontology annotation, cellular component: membrane. The record is from RefSeq and is a predicted model, not a curated record. Gene Ontology annotation, biological process: transmembrane transport.
AUGUUGUCCACCGAAGAUCAGGACAAAGAAAAGACUUCUCCUGUUGAACCGCCGCGGGGCUUCUUUGCUCGCAGAGGAGCGGCCAAGGCGGCCACGUCAGAAGAAAACAAGGACUCGGCUGCUGACGCGCAAGCCUCCGACGAGGAUGACGCACCAACUGUAUCAUUCUCCCAGUUAUUUCGAUUUUCGACGCGAUUCGAAAUGUUCAUUGAUGCUAUCGGUUUGCUCGUAGCUCUAGGAUCGGGGGCUGCUCAACCGCUCCAGGCGAUUCUCUUUGGAAAUUUAACUCAGGACUUUGUGACAUUUACGACUGUCCUUCUCAAGUAUCAGGAAGGGGUCGAGGAGGCCAAACAACUAUUGCCGCUAGCAGCUGCAAACUUUCGCCACGCGGCUGGUAUUGAUGCCACGUACCUGGUGUAUCUUGGAAUUGGAUUAUUUGUGUGCACAUUUGUAUCGUUCUACAGUUGGGUCUAUACUGGUGAAGUCAACGCCAAGAGGAUUCGAGAGUACUACCUCAAAGCUAUCCUUCGUCAGGAUAUCGCUUAUUUUGACGACAUUGGAGCAGGGGAAAUUACCACUAGAAUUCAAACGGAUACUCAUUUGGUGCAGCAGGGUAUAUCCGAGAAGGUUGCAUUAGCAGUUAGCUGCGUUGCGGCCUUUUUGACAGGUUUCAUAAUUGCAUUCGUCCGUUCCUGGCGCUUGGCCUUGGCUCUCAGUUCCAUCCUUCCAGCGAUAUCCCUGACGGCUGGAAUUAUGAACAAGUUUGCAGCGGACUACACGAAGAAAUCUCUCAAACACGUUGCCGAAGGUGGUACCUUGGCAGAAGAAGUAAUCUCGACCAUUCGAACGGCCCAAGCUUUCGGGACUCAGAAGACGUUGUCGACUAUUUACGACUCUUACGUGGAACAAUCUCUCCAAAUCAACCUAACAGCUUCUGCCUGGAGCGGGGCUGGAUUUGGCGUAACGUUUUUCAUCAUUUAUUCGGUGUAUGCUCUCACAUUCAGUUUUGGGACCACCCUUAUCAAUAGCCAUCACGCAACCGCGGGAGCCGUCGUGAACGUCUAUCUAUCCAUCUUCAUCGGUUCUCUCUAUGUGGCUUUGCUUGCGCCGGAAAUGCAAGCAAUAAACAAAGCCCGGGGCGCAGCAGCGAAGCUCUACGAAACCAUUGAUCGUGUCCCAGAUAUUGACUCUUCUGACCCGAGUGGGCUGGAACCCGAAGACGUCAGAGGAGAAAUAAUUUUUGAGGGAGUAAAUUUCACCUACCCCUCACGUUCAGACGUCCCCGUUAUCAAGGAACUUUCUUUAUCCUUUCCAGCCGGAAAGACCAUUGCACUUGUUGGACCUUCUGGUUCCGGAAAAUCGACUAUCAUUUCUCUCGUUGAACGGUUCUAUGACCCGACUUGGGGGAGUAUCAAACUCGAUGGCAUUGAUUUAAAAGAUCUCAACCUAAAAUGGCUGCGGUCCCAAAUUGGUCUCGUUUCUCAAGAACCCGUCCUUUUUGCCGCGAGUAUCAAGGAAAACGUGGCCAAUGGGCUAAUCGGAACGGAAUACGAGCAUGUUGCUGACGAGAAAAAAUUCGCGCUCAUCAAAGAGGCCUGCCUGCAGGCGAACGCGGAUGGAUUCAUCGCUCAGCUUCCGUCUGGGUACGACACCGUGGUAGGAGAACGGGGUUUCUUACUUUCCGGCGGGCAAAAACAGCGUAUUGCUAUCGCUCGCGCCAUUAUUUCUGAUCCUAAAAUAUUGCUUUUGGAUGAGGCGACCAGCGCGCUCGACACACAGUCCGAGGGCAUUGUGCAGGACGCUCUCGAUAUAGCCGCCGCAGGUCGUACAACGGUAAUCAUCGCCCAUCGAUUGUCGACCAUCAAAAACGUCGACCUCAUCUAUGUCUUGGACGGGGGACUUGUUACCGAGAAAGGAUCGCAUGUGGAGCUUAUUCAGGCCGGUGGUCAUUAUGCGCAUCUCGUCAAUGCUCAAAAUCUUCGAGGUUCCCAACCAGGAAAUAUAUCCAGCGAGACGUCGAAAGCAGAAGAGCUCCGGGGCUCAGUGGAUCAGAAGGCUCCCACCGAUACCGCCCUUCUCCGAUCAAACACCCAUAACUCAGUCGACAAGGAGCUUGACAAUUUGCCUCCUAUUAGCAGGACGGAAAGGUCCAACCUUGGCACGUUUACCUUAUUCAUUCGCAUGGGAGAACACGUUCGAGAUCAACGCAAAAUUUACCUCUGGGCAUCUAUCUUUGCGAUCCUGGCUGGUCUGGUCCCUCCCGCUUGCGGAAUUGUAUUCGCUAAGAGCAUUACUGGGUUUUCUGAAAACGACCCUCACAUUCGACGUUUCCAGGGUGAUCGAAACGCUCUUUGGUUUUUUGUCAUUGCCAUCAUUGCCAUGAUAGUGAUGGGCGCUCAGAAUUAUCUCUUUUCCGUAGCAGCUUCCACCUUGACAGCUAGAUUACGUUCGCUCUGCUUCAGGGCGGUGUUGAGGCAGGAUGUCGCCUUCUUUGACCGCGAUGAGAAUUCCACGGGUAGCCUGACGUCCAACCUCAGUGAACAUCCGCAAAAGGUGAACGGACUUGUAGGGAUCACCUUAGGGACGAUUAUCCAAAGCAUUGCGACACUCGUCGCUGGGUGGAUACUUGGGCUUGUGUACGUAUGGAGACUUGGCCUUAUUGCUAUAGCAUGCACCCCCAUUCUGGUAUCCACCGGAUAUAUUCAUCUCCGAGUUAUUAUACUCAAGGAUCAGUCAAACAAGAAGUCUCACGAAUCGUCUGCUCACCUGGCUUGCGAGUCGGCUGGAUCUAUCCGCACAGUAGCUUCACUAGGCCGAGAAGAGGACUGUCUUCAGAAAUACAGCCAGAGCCUUGAAAUUCCCAUGCGCCGAUCUACAAGAAACGCCCUUUGGGGAAAUCUCCUAUUCGCGUUAUCGCAAUCUUUGUCUUUCUUCGUUAUUGCCCUCGUCUUCUGGUAUGGAGCUGGUUUAGUUUCGCGUCUGGAAGCCUCAACGACGGCGUUUUUUGUUGCGCUCAUGAGCUCGACGAUGGGCGCCGUUCAGUCCGGGAACAUCUUCACAUUUGUGCCAGACAUAUCGUCGGCAAGCAGCGCAGGUUCCGACAUCAUCCGCCUUCUCGACUCAGUCCCCGAAAUCGACGCAGACUCCAAGACUGGACAGAUUCUUGAUUCUAAGACUACGAAAGGCCACGUUCGGCUUGAGAACGUUCGUUUUCAAUACCCGACACGUCCUACGGUUCCUGUCCUCCGUAAUCUCACUCUGGAGGCUAAGCCUGGGUCAUAUAUCGCAGUGGUCGGCGCCAGCGGUUCAGGGAAAAGCACUAUAAUUCAGCUGCUAGAGAGAUUUUAUGACCCAUCAGCAGGGGUAAUAAGUCUUGACGGAGAACGCAUCCGGGAACUGAAUGUUCAAGAAUACCGAAAGCAUCUUGCAUUGGUAUCUCAGGAACCCACACUCUAUGCAGGUACUAUUCGGUUCAAUAUCGUUAUUGGGGCCGUCAAAGCGCAGUCCGAAGUAACGAUGGAAGAGAUUGAGCAAGCCUGUCGAGACGCUAAUAUAUUGGAGUUUAUUCAAUCUUUACCUCAAGGUUUUGAUACAGAAGUAGGAGGUAAAGGUUCUCAGUUAUCCGGAGGCCAAAAACGCAUGUCGUUCUUUCUCCCUCUGCGGAUUGCCAUCGCAAGGGCGCUCAUCCGCAACCCCAAGGUUCUUCUACUGGACGAGGCCACAUCUGCGCUUGACUCAAACUCGGAGAAAGUGGUGCAAGAAGCGCUUGACCAAGCAGCAAAAGGGAGAACGACCAUCGCGAUCGCACACAGGCUAUCAACAAUUCAAAAUGCGGAUUGCAUAUACUUCAUAAAGAAUGGUAGUAUCCAAGAGUCCGGAACGCACGAUGAAUUGGUGGCGAAGUGCGGCGCCUAUUUCGAAUAUGUGAAGUUACAAACUUUGAGCAAGGUGGAAGUGUAA